CGUCCCCUCCCUUUUUCUCUUUCACUCGCCAGUCGCCAUAUUUUAUCUCCGAUCUGAAACUCUAUUUGUCUAUUUGUUCUUCCUCCACGACUUUCUCUAAAACCACAUCCACUUCUUCUUUUUUCUUUCCCUGAGGAAAUGAGGAAUAGAUCCAGAGCUAAAAAGCCAGAGGCUUUCGGAAAGGGGAAGGUGACUCCGAUCCAAGUCGCAUUCAUCGUGGACCGCUAUCUCUUAGACAACAACUUCUCCGAAACCCGCUCCAUUUUCAGAACCGAAGCUUCUUCUCUCAUCUCAAAUUCUCCCGUUCGAGAGGCACCCAAGAGCCUGUUGAGUUUGGGCGAUAUGUUGGACGAGUAUAUCUGUUUGAAGGAGCAGAAGGUGAUGGUGGAUCAGGAAAGGGUCCGAUUGGAGCAAGAGAAAUGCCGGGUCCAGACCCUCUUGCAGGGAAUGCAAGCUGUCAUGAACACUUACAAUUCCAGCGGAGGCUUCCCGUCGCAGAUGAAUAUCUCCAGCGGCGCUACCAGAUCGGCGGUUGUGGCGGUUUCACAACCAUUCCUACCAAAUAGUUCUCCUUCAGGUUGCCCAGUAAACAAUACACCAACUGUGAAUCCAGUGUCCACGCCAAUCAACACCAUUAUGAAGCCUGGAAGUUUACCCUCACCAAUCACAGACCCCUCUGUGAAAAAGAGAAAGGACUGUAAAGUUUCUAUAGAUGCGGCUCAAGCUGCAAAGAGAUCUCGCAGUAAGGUACCCGCCAGGAACUUCACAAACAGAGGUGUGAAUACACUUCCGCAAUCGGAUAAUGCACUUGAUUGCCAGGAAAUUGCUCAGCCCUCUUGUGCAAUUCGAUCAUCACCUGAUAACUGUCUUCCUGAUGAGCCAUUGGUUCAAGGAUCCAGUGUUGCUAAAUGUUUGUUCAACCAGCCUUUGCUCUCUAUUCCAAGCAAUUCAUCUGACCCCAAGACACCUGUGAAACCAAACUCCUCCCCAAGUGAUAAAUCCACAUCUCCUCUGGAGAUCUCUUCCAGUGCAAAUUGCAGUAACAGAAAUACUUCUCAAGCAGUCACCCCUACUCGUUGCACUGUAAUCUCUUCCAAGAGAGUUACGGUAAGCCCAAACAGUCAAAUACUGUAUUCCAUGGAGAGAAGCCAUUGCAUUUCUGCUUCAUCGCCAAUCAAGACAAACUUGAAGAGGCAUAGUAGGAGGGAUCAUGUAAAAGGAAGGCUAGAUUUUGAUGUUUCCGAUGUGGCAACAAAUUCAGACAAACCAAUCGUUGGUGAAAUUUCUACAUCUGAGUCUGGAAAGGAAGAGGACAUUUUUGACAUUGAUUUUCCUAACUUAGACGCACUUGGAGAUUUCUCCUUCUCCGAAAUGUUAGGAGAUCUUGAUCUAGGCUUGGAAGGUGUUGACUAUACUUGCCAUCCUACCCUGGGUUCUUCUGUUGAUACGAUUUCGGGCUCAUCAUCUCCUGAAUCGGUGGAUGUUAAUAUGAGGGCCAAUCAACUUAUGUCAGAAUAUUCAUCAACUGUGACAGAAGUAUUGUCUGGGAAAGGCAUGAAUAUCAAUGGCCCAGAUUCUCUGACUGCAGUGAAGUCCAUAACACAAUGCAUAACAAUUUUAAGCCCUGCAAAAAGUCGUAGUUCUCUGGUUCAAGAUUAUCGCUCAGAAGAAAUUGACUGUUUAAAGGAAUGAUUCUUAGGCUGACACGGUAACUUUGUUUACUGCAAAAGAUGUUUAACUGUGUGAAUGUUUUGAACAACAAUUAACAGAAGCUGUCUCUGUUUUGGUACAGCAUUAAGACUACUAAUUCAUUCCCUAGAAUUAGAUGUUCUAGUUGACAUCCUAUCUUUAGUUAGGUCUGGGAAACUAUAGCAGUAGUAUGUC
Molecule: messenger RNA, 1884 nt
Organism: Corylus avellana
Lineage: Eukaryota; Viridiplantae; Streptophyta; Magnoliopsida; Fagales; Betulaceae
Source: RefSeq, a predicted model, not a curated record